AGUUUUGACCCAAAGCAUUGACACUUUCUUUCUCCCCACACACACGCCCCUCGACCCGCUGAGUUCCCCUGGCAGAUUCUUUGAUGCUCCGAUACUUCACAUGGUUUGUUCUGUUAAAUUCGGAACUGGAUAGUGACGGAGCGGGGAGCGGGAAGCGGGGGAUGGGGUGGAGCCUGCUUAGAAUAAAACCGAAGAACGUGCCUUCACAAGACUGGAAAAUAACAGCGCUGCGCCUCAGUGUUUCUGGACAUCAGGGCUGGGGAAUCCCGCUAGAUUAUGGACUAUAGUCUACGUUUGUCUGGGAUUGAUAGUGGCAUUGGCUUUAUUAUUGUCAAGUGUGCCUGAAGUGGAUUUCAGGAAGGUACGGGUUGACCCCUCUCCAUUGCACGUCAAUGGCUAUGCCAUGGAGCGAGUGAGGAGCACAAAUUUCCUGGUUGUGCACAUAACGGACAAACUAACCUGGACUCACAACAGCUCAUCACCAGUGUUGAAGGCACAGCAGCGUCUAUAAUCUCUGAGGAGACUGAGGCGUACACAACUCUCCAUCCCAUCCUAACAACUUUCUACAGGAGCAUCAAAAAAAAAACAAAUUUCUUGACACAUUCCACAGUUGGCAGUUAUGCCAUCGGAGAAGAAGAAAGAGUGAGAGUGAAGAAUCCCCAGCUCCGAACGAACCCCGAAAGGAUUGGGGUUAACCACAUCAAAGUUGCUGGUGAACGCAGCAGGCCAGGCAGCAUCUCUAGGAAGAGGUACAGUCGACGUUUCGGGCCGAGACCCUUCGUCAGACUAAUCUACAGAAUUCCUCGUUUUGGGAUUAACCAGCAGCAUUCGGUGCAUUACAGGUGUGACUGACAUUUGGAACCGUCCGUACGUGGCACGCUUGUUGUGUUAACCCUUACAUGGUUUGGAUUUUGCGAUGAUCACUUUGUUAAAAGGUUUCCCUGGGAUUUUUAUUGCAUUUCCAUUGUCAUGACGCUUACAAAAACCUUCCUGCUCCUGGCUGCUGUUGGGACUGUUAAAGUAUGCACAGCUGUCCCCAGUUACUUGGAAGAAAUGAUUAAGGAGAAUCCACCUUUGAAUAUUCAGCUUUCCAAUGAAGGGCUGGGAUUGUACACCGUGUCUUGGGAUGGAAACAUCACGUUUGAAAAAGAUGUGUAUUACCAGCUUCAGUACAAGUAUCUCAAUUCAAGUGAUAGCAAGAUUGAAACGUAUUUUUUGCAAGAAUAUCAAAGGACGAUGGAUUUGGAAUUACAGCGGGGACUAUCUACCCAUGUCAAGCUGUCAUAUGCUGCAGAUUCUGUUGAUGAAAUAUCUAGCAAUUGGACUAAUAGAACUUUUGUUCUACCGCGCGAUUCAUUUGCCUCGGUUGACAACUUGACCUGUGUGUUUUAUGGGAAUACUUACAUGAACUGCACUUGGGAUGUUUUUGAUGAUGUUUCUGAAGAUGCACAAUACACUUUGUCCUACAGGAAGGAGCAAGAUACAAAUGACAUAUACAACUGCACAAAUUACCGUGUGGAUGGAACAAGGAACACUGGCUGCAUUGGCCACAGAUACGACCUUGAUUUGGCUUGCCAGAUUACGAUGUGCAUCAGUGACUUGACCAACAAAACCAAAUUACCGUAUUGCAGGAUAUUUGGACCAUACAAAUUCCAGAAGCUCGGCAGUCCAAUAAAUGUCAAGAUAAAUAAAAGCACAGAUGAAGUCACAUGGAAUCUUGCAGAAGAUAAUUUAAAACUUAUUUGUUAUGCCUUUCAAUUAAAAAUCACAGAUUUGAAUAGCAGACAGUACAAGGUUGAAAAUACAGCUGUGACAAAAUAUGUCAUCAGCAGGGAUAAAACAAAAAGAUAUUCAGUGCAAGUAAGGGUGACAGUGAAUAAUGAUUGUUUGGCAAGCACUAUCUGGAGUGACUGGAGCAAACCUCUUAUUAUAGCGCCUGAUGCAAGCGAUAUGUCUGUUCUGGCAAUUGCUUCGGUGUUUGCAGUGAUUCUUGUUGUGCUAAUACUGCUAUUGAUAUUCAUCUGCAUAAGAUGUAAAUUUGUGUCAAAAAUCUGUCAGCCAAUCCCUGAUGCUGGAGAGAAGUUCAAGGGACUAUUUGAGGAGUACAAUGGCGAUUUUCAGAAGUGGAUUAACAAGAAUUCCCAGCUGACAAGCAAGACUGAAGAGUGCACUCAAGUUAUUGUUAAAGAAUUCUACAAUCCUUAAAAGCUGUUGUCACAUUCUAGACUUCCAGCAACAGAUGUUCGAUUAUCCUCAAGUUGUUUUUUUCUUCAAUAGGAGAGAAAGAAAGAGAAAAAAAUAUAUUUCAAAGGAAGAAUGAGAGGAGACUGAGACAUUUAUUGCAGCUUAUCAAAUGUUUUUCCCCAACUUUUUUGAAAAUCGACUGACUGCAAUAGAUUUUUUUUUACUGUGGGUGUGUGUUUCAUUUGAACGAGACUAGAUUUUCCAGUUAAACAUGGAUCUAAUGAUAAACUUCAGUAAAGCAUUAGCAAGCAGAGAGAGGAGUCACACAGUGAGAUUCCUGACUGCAGAAAACUUUACAAGGAACCUCUGUUCAUUAAUAAGCGGCUGUGCCCAGACACACACACACAAUGGAUGUAGAGACAACUAAGUAAAACUAUCAGAUCUCUUUUCAAGAAGUUCUUCUUGCCAAGUUUCAAAUCCAACCUCUGUGUACAGUGUGAAUCCAAAUUCAAGCACAGUUCUUUGCUUCUAGUUUUUGGUGUUUACUGUGGUGAUUCAAGUCAACUCAUUCUAUGUUUACAGCCAUAAUUGAUGGCACAGAAGCAUCAAGAUUUCUUCAGUGAUUUACUCAAUCAAGAGACAUUUGGAUAAGUACAUGGGUGGAAGGGGUAUGGAGGGCUAUGGUGCAGCUGCAGGUUGAGGGACCAGGCAGAAUAACAGUUCAGCAUGGACAAGGUGGGACGAUGGGCCUGUUUCUGUGCUGUACUGCUCUUUGUCUACCAGUGAAACUCAUUUAAAAAAAAUUCAUUUAUUGAGAUAAAGCACGGAGUAAGCCCUUCCAAUCCUUUCAGCCGCGAUGUCCAACAAUCCCACAAGUCUAAUCCGAGCCUAAUCACAAUCUACAAUGCCCAAUUAACCUGCCAACAUGUAGGUCUUUGGAGGGUGGGAGGAAACUGGAGCACCCAGAGGAAACUCAUGUGGUCACGGGGAGAAUGUACAAACUCCUUACAGGCGGCGGUGAGAAUUGAACUCGGGUGGCUGGUACUGUGAAGCACCGUGCUAACCUCUACGCGACCAUGCCGCCUGAGUGUAUCCACACUCUACGUACUCGCAGGAGCCAUAUAAUCACUCCUCACUGAGUGGUUGCAAGUGUAGGGGAUAGAUUUUCUCCUUUAAAAAAAGAUAUUGCAGUUAAUUCUGGUACCAUAGCCAAAACCACAAUAAGGGACGAAGACUGCACAUCAGAGGAAUGCCGAUGUAAGAUAAAUCAUAUGUUUUCAGAUUCUUCAACUUGUGAAGCAAUUUCAAUGCCUGCUCUUUUUGCAAAGAAAAAGAUGCUUGACCAGAUAAUGUGCAUGGUUAGGGAGUGACUCUAACACGCCCAAAUAUUUAUGUACCCAUGCAUUGAAUCUUUACGUUCUUGUUAUUGCUUUCUAAUUGUUGCUCUCCUUGCAGCUUGCUGAGAGUAGGCCAAGAUCUUUUAUAAGCCGUUUCUCAUAAACUCUGACUGACAAUUUAUGACAAGCAGGUUUAUUGUGAACAAUGGACGUACUUUACUUUGAAAAUGCAGUAUCUCCGAACAGAUUUUCAUCAAAAUAACAGAUGCAAAUCUUAUACAUUUGCUGCUUAUACCAUUAUGUAAAGCCAAGCAUCAGAUAAAAUGUGACCAGACAAAUCUAAAGCCCCAAGUCAAAUAAGAAUUGUAAUCAGAUGUAUAAGCUCAUAAAACACAGGAGCAGAAUCAGGCUAUUCGGCCCAUCAAAUCUGCUCCACCAUUCAAUCGUGGCUUAUUUAUUAGCCUUCUCAAACCCAUUCUUCUGCCUUCUUCUCAUAAUAUUUGACACCCUUAACAAUUAAGAACAUAUCAACCUCUGCUUUAAAAAUACCCAAUGACUUGGCCUCCACAGCUGUCUGAGGCAAUGAAUUCCACAGAUUCAGAAAACUCUGGCUAAAGAAAUUCCUCCUCAUGUCUUUUCUAAAGGGAUGUCCCUCUAUUCUGGGACUGUGCCCUCUGGGCCUAGACUCCCCCACAACAGGAAAUAUUCUCCUCACAUCUACUCUGUCUAGGCCUCUAAAUAUUGGAUAGAUCCCCCCCCCAUCAAAUCUUCCAUUAUGAUUGACAUAUGUCAUGAAAUUUGUUGUUUUGUGGCAGCGAGACAAGAAAUCACUAUGAUUUGCAAUGCCAGUAAAAUAAAUAAAUGGUGCAAAGAAGGAAUAGCGAAGGUCUGCCCAUGGGUUCAUGGACCGUCAAUGAACUCACAUUCAGAAAUCUGAUGCAGGGUGUAGGAAGCUGUUCCUAAAAUGUUGAGUGUGGGUGUUCAGACUCUUCUACCUCCAUCCUGAUAUUGAUGGAUGCCACAUUCUUGCGGUACCGCUGUUUUAAGAUGGUGUCGUGUGCGCAAUUACAUGUAUGCACAAAUACAAUGAUAAACUUACCAGAUAACACCUGAACAUCAAACCAGAGAAGAGAGAUUAACCAGGAGCACAUUGGAGUCGACGAUGCUGUCAUCUACCUGCUGAACAGAGCCUACUCCCAUUUGGAUAAGCAGGGCAGCUCUGUGAGGACCAUGCUUUUUUGAUUUCUCAGGUGCCCUCAUUGCUGCAAGAAAAUCUCUGUCCAAUGCAGGUCGGCACUUCCAUUGUAUCCUGGGUAAUGGACUACCUGACUGGCAGACCACAGUUUGUGCGGCUUCAGAGCUGUGUGUCAGACAUGGCUAUGAGCAGCACUGGGACCCUACAGGGGACUGUAUUCGCUCCCUUCCUGUUUACCCUGUAUAUCUCGGACUUUAAGUACAACACUGAGUCAUGUCACCUGCAGAAAUUCUCUGAUAUCUCAGCAAUAGUUGGGUGUAUAAAUGGAGGACGGGAGGAUGGGCCCUGGUGGAGGACUUUGUCAAAUGGUGUAAGCUGAAUCAUCUGCCGCUGAACAUCAGUAAGACAAAAGAGAUGGUGACAGACUUUAGGAAGACUAAGCCUGCAUUGUUCCCUGUUAUUAUUGAUAGUGAUGAUGUGGAUCUGACCAGGAUCUACAAGUACCUGGGGGUGUACCUGGAUGACAGACUUGAGUGGCUGUAUACAAGAAUGGCUAGAAUCACCUCUACUUCCUGAGGAGAGAGAGGUCCUUUAAUGUAUGCAGACCUCUCCUGCACAUGUUCUACACUCUGUUGUUGCCAGUACAAUCUUCUAUGCAGUGGUGCACUGGGCCAGUGGUAUCAACAUGGGUGAUGCCAACAGGCUCAACAGAAAGGCUGUCCCUGGUAUAGGAAUCAAACUGGGCACACUGGAGACUGUGGAAAACCCUGGCAAUUCUGGACAAUGUUUCUCACCCUCUGCAUGCCACCUUGGCUGAACAGAGAAGCACUUUCAGUAAAAGAUUAAGACAACUGCGCUGCUCUAAGGAGCACUAUAUGAGGUCACUCUUAUCCUUGGGCUUUCGGCUCUAUAAUGAGUCAAUCUAUAGCCAGGGAAGUAAUGACCCCCCCGGCCAUUAGACUGGAAAUUUUAAAAAAUUCUUUCUAUUUCUCUUCUAAUUUUUAUAUCUGUGCACUUGUAAUGCUACUGUGACACUGUAAUUUCCUUUGGGAUUCAUAAAGUAUCUAGCUAAUUGAUAACAUCUUCAUUAAGCAACAAGAAAACGAAAAGUUUUGAUAGCAUGAAAUUAAACCAGAUGAUAAACCUGUGAGGUAUGGUUGCAAACGUUGGGUAUCUUCUAGUGGAGAGAGUUAAUGUACAAGAGAGAGGCAAAUGGGAAAUAAGAGGCUGGAGUGUAAAGAGAAAGGGUAAGGAAUGGUAAGGAAGGGAAAAGAGGGGAUGUGAAUUUGAUGGAUGUUCUACUUGGAGAGGGAAGGGAAAUUGAAGGAGGGGGACAAGCUAGUCUAUAUUGGAAAAGGAUCAGAGUGCGACUUUGAAAGACGUCUUUAAUUCUCUGUUUU
Messenger RNA from Mobula hypostoma (lesser devil ray), 6116 nucleotides. Its product is annotated as interleukin-5 receptor subunit alpha-like. The record is from RefSeq and is a predicted model, not a curated record. NCBI's taxonomy places the organism in Eukaryota, Metazoa, Chordata, Chondrichthyes, Myliobatiformes, Myliobatidae. Gene Ontology annotation, molecular function: protein binding; cytokine receptor activity. The transcript has 13 exons. Gene Ontology annotation, cellular component: external side of plasma membrane. Gene Ontology annotation, biological process: cytokine-mediated signaling pathway. Bases 970 to 2205 code for a protein of 411 amino acids.